Messenger RNA from Solanum dulcamara, 938 nucleotides. RefSeq names its product translationally-controlled tumor protein homolog. The record is from RefSeq and is a predicted model, not a curated record. The coding region runs from base 244 to 750 and encodes 168 amino acids. The transcript has 5 exons. Gene Ontology annotation, molecular function: calcium ion binding. Gene Ontology annotation, cellular component: cytoplasm. NCBI's taxonomy places the organism in Eukaryota, Viridiplantae, Streptophyta, Magnoliopsida, Solanales, Solanaceae.
ACCCUACUCAAAUUAGGGUAGGUAAAUACGUAAUUCCGGAUUCAAGUCGGUUUAUUUUAGUCAAUUUACCAAGUCCCCACUCGCAUACAGCAAUCCCGUAGUGCUCCAGCUAUAAAGACCGCGUACAUCACCCGCAAUCCCUACCUCGCGAGCCUUCACUGGUCCGUCUUUUUCUUCCUCUCUCUUCUUAUCGUCCUCCUUCCCUUUUAGAGAGAGAAAGCAAAAGGCUACUAAUCUGCAAUCAUGUUGGUUUAUCAGGAUAUUCUUACGGGUGAUGAGCUUCUCUCAGACUCAUUUCCCUACAAAGAACUCGAGAAUGGAAUGCUUUGGGAAGUUCAAGGGAAGUGGGUUGUUCAAGGUGCUGUUGAUGUAAACAUUGGGGCAAAUCCUUCUGCUGAGGGUGGAGGUGACGAUGAAGGUGUGGAUGAUCAAGCUGUCAAGGUUGUCGAUAUUGUUGACACUUUUAGACUUCAGGAGCAACCUACUUUUGACAAGAAACAAUUUGUUACAUUCAUUAAGAGAUACAUCAAGAACCUGACACCCAAGUUAGAAGGAGAAGCACAAGAUGCAUUUAAAAAGAACAUUGAAUCAGCAACUAAGUUCCUUUUGCCGAAGCUCAAGGACUUCCAAUUCUUUGUUGGUGAGAGCAUGCAUGACGAUGGUGCCCUGGUGUUUGCGUACUACAAGGAAGGUGCAACUGAUCCUACCUUUUUGUACCUUGCACCUGGCUUGAAGGAGAUCAAGUGCUAGAUGUGCUUCAGCUAGGAGUUUUGAAUUGGAGAUUAUGUUUCAUGGAGUUUUAAUAUCUGGUCCUUUUUGCUUAUUUAUGUCUGUUUCUUCAAACCAGUACCUGCAGUUUUUCUUCAUUAUAUAAUCCUUAUUAUGUGAGACAGCAAAAUGAUCCUCUGAUUGAAUUGAAAGUUCUCUUUUAUUGAUUA